AUGACUCGUAAGAAAGUGAAGCUAGCGUUCAUCAGCAACGACUCGUCCCGCAAGGCCACGUUCAAGAAGCGGAAAAAGGGGCUGAUGAAGAAAGUGAGUGAGCUGAGCACGCUGUGUGGGAUAGAGGCGUGUGCUAUAGUGUACAGCCCUUACGAGGCCCAGCCAGAUGUCUGGCCCAAUGGGCCUGAUGGGGCCCAGCGCGUGCUGGCCCACUUCAAGCGCAUGCCGGAGAUGGAGCAGAGCAAGAAGAUGGUGAACCAGGAGAUGUUCCUCCGGCAGCGUGGGACCCGCGCGGCAGACCACUUGAAGAAGCUGCGUAAGGAGAACCGAGAGAAGGAGAUGACGCGCCUCAUGUACGAGUGCCUUGCUGGCCGUGGGGUCCACGGGCUUGCCACGUCAGAUCUGAAUGAUGUGGUGUGGCUGCUCGACCGGAGCCUCGAGGAGAUCUACGGCAGGAUCGAGGCACUCCGCAAGGAUAAACAGCCAACUCAGCAGCAGCAGCAGCCGUGGUUUUCGGAGUGGACCCCACACGUGGAGGGGACUAAUACUAAUACGAAUACUAGUAGUACUAAUACGGCUCUCAAUAAUAUGUGGUCCAAUGUCUUCUUCCCCUGA
Molecule: messenger RNA, 615 nt
Organism: Striga asiatica
Lineage: Eukaryota; Viridiplantae; Streptophyta; Magnoliopsida; Lamiales; Orobanchaceae
Source: the annotation of a GenBank genome assembly